AUGCUUAGAGUAGUCUCCCUUACCAACCAUGUGACCCUUACUUUGAAUGAAGUCAUUAACAUACUUGAAGAAGAUGACCAGCAGUACGACAGUGCUGAAAUUACUAUACCGCCUCCACCAAAUGGCCCUCUUACAGAUGAAGAUAGUGCAGAUGAGGAUAAGACUGGGAUUUUGGAUAACCUAAGUGAUCGACCAUUAAAUGCACCUGCAUCCGCAACCCUUAUGAGCGAGGAUGGAAGUAAUAUCGUUUUAGAAGAGGCUACACUACGAAGACGAAUGUAUUGGUCCUAUGACAAAGAUAUCCACAAUGAUGCAAUAUCAUCGGCUAUGUCCAGAGAUAGGUUUGAUGAGAUCCAGAGAGAUCUUCAAAGAAGUGACAAUAGCCAGCUGGAUCCACAUGGCAGGUUCAGUAAGAUUAUUGUUUUUAACUCGUAUGACACCCACAUAAUAGUUUACGUACAUGUACCCGAAAUGGUUGUGGUACCUAGGGACGAUUAUGAUUGUGUAUCAUAUCACAAGGUUUAUCAAGUUGAUUCUACUCUUGAUGACUCAAGAGCUCGAGUUGUUGAAGAUCUGAAACACCUCAAACAUGGCUACAACUACCAAGAUGCCUUCAAAACUAAACCUAAGUUUAUAUGGCUAGUGCGGAUCAAGAUACUAAUGACGAUAAAGGAAGUGCCAAAGUUAGAAAAGGUAAGUAAGACGGUUGAUAUUAAACCUGACUGUAGUAAACUAACAGAGUAUUUAUAUUAUAAUAUGUAUCAUGUUAUAGCUAAGAAGGAUGUUAUUAAACCUGACUGUGGUAAACUAGCAGAUGGUAUAACGGAAGGUCUAGAUGAUGAUAUUGUCAGUAAAAUGUAUGAUGAUUUACUACUACAACUUGGCUUUGUUGAUGGUCAAUUUAAACUGACAACUACGGAAUCAUCUAAAGAAAUUUCUGAUUACAAAAACCCAUUUAAAUUUGGCUAUUUAUUAAAAGUCAAACCAUCAAGAUCACAACGGUGCAGAGCUGGAUUUAGAAGAGCAUUAAAAGCCAUUAAAAAUGUUUUAACCAGACCAUUUUUAAUUUGCCGUAACAGCAAGAUCCAACCAAAUAGUGAAAAAUAA
Lottia gigantea (owl limpet) is the source of this 1107-nucleotide messenger RNA. RefSeq lists its product as hypothetical. NCBI's taxonomy places the organism in Eukaryota, Metazoa, Mollusca, Gastropoda, Lottiidae. Gene Ontology annotation, molecular function: sequence-specific DNA binding. Bases 1 to 1107 code for a protein of 368 amino acids. The transcript is spliced from 10 exons. The record is from RefSeq and is a predicted model, not a curated record.